UCUGAUAGAGGACCUCAAGCAUAGCGAGUUCUUUUUGUUGCUUUCCUCCUUUCUGUUACUGGAAAUACAUGCCACAGGAAGCAAGCAGCCAUCACUGAGUGUGCUCUAACUCCUGUUUUACAAAGGGAGAAGAUGGAGUUAAUCAGUAUGUUACUUUUCUUGCUACAAGUUUCAAGUGCAGCAAGACGACGCAUUCAAGUGACUGGUGAGGCUGGAGGAUCCAUCACCAUAAAGUGUCCUGUGAAGGGCAUUUCCAGUCGAAAAUUCUGGUGCAGGGAGCUCGAGACAGGGAUCUGUAGCACCAUCAUCUCCACCUCGCCAUACAUCAGUGAGAAUUACAGGAAUAGAAUCUCCAUCACUGAGGAGCCUCAGGAAGGAAUAUUUCAAAUUACAAUCACAAGACUGGAAGAGGAUGACACUGGGCUGUACACAUGUGGGACAGGAUAUCUAAAUGACAGAGGCAGUGGAAGGACCCUCCAAGUGGAGCUGAAUGUUUCUAACGGGAAUGUUCCACCCAGAACGGGCAUGUUGUCUGCUGAACCUCUGAGACGUGACAGACCUAUUGUGGUACCAGCAGAGUCUGGCAACAAAGGUGCUGACACUCAAGGAGUCACACAACCACAGAUGAUUAAUGGAGCAUGGGAAAAAUAUACUGUGCCUGGCAUCAAAUUCCCCCAAAGUAUGAUAAUCACACCUGCAGACAUAAUUGGCAGCACUGUUACCAAUGCAGUGUCUGGAAGUACAAUAAAGGGGAUUCCCAAGAAUUCCAGGACAAUCAGCUAUGCACAUCCCAGGCAUACAAAGCGACUCUUGAGAAGCAAUUAUGGGAAUGAUGUCUUUCAAAUCCUGAUACCAGUUCUCCUGAUAAUGCUGCUGCUUGUGCCGUCUAUGAUAAUUAUUAGAAAACAGCUACGAGGGAAGAAAGCUUCCAGUGAAACCUAUGGAAUAAAUCUGAGGUUGAGUGCACUCGAACAUGGCCACGGGCACGUUCCAAUGGAAAAUAUCUACAGCGUGUUACCCCACAGGCUCCAGGGAGCUGACCGGCACAGCUUGGCUAUUCAGAGGAUAUUUCCAAGUUUCCAAAACCCUGUAAUAGUUACAUCAUCUUGGCAGGGAGGCAACGUGCCUGUGGGUUAGAGCACUGGAUUGGGAUGCAGGAUACUUUUGUUCUAUUCCCAGCUCUGUCACUGGUCUACUGGGUGACCUUGGGCAAGUCACCUCCUCUAUCAGUACCUCAGUUGCCCCAGCUGUAAAAUAGGGCUGAGUGACCUCGUUUGUAAAGUGCUUUGAGCUCUACUGUAUAAACGUUAUGAUGCUCCUGCUGCUGCUGAUUAUGUGUUUCCAACCACCAAGGCACACUACUGCCAGGAAUCUUUACUGAGAGCCAAGAGUUGCUUCAGAUGAACUCAUUAGACUGUGUUCCCGCUACAAUACAAAGUUGUUCUGGCUCUCUUAGACCACUUUAAAAAACAACAACUAGAGAAUAAGCUCAGGCUCCAUCAACCCUAAAGGUAGGAUUUUCAGAAGCACCUAGGUCACUUAGGUACACCGGUUCCGCUGGAUGUCAGUGGGAUUGUGUGAGGAAGAUUUUUCAAAGCCACACACGGCAGUAAGAUGUUGUGCUCCCUAGUAAUGCCUUUUAAAAUAGUGUCAGUGGCCAUCUCUGCCUGUGGUACUAAGGCCUGUGCUACAUUUAUACUUUUUAUGACAUAACUACAUUGACCAGAGGUGUGAUUUUUUUUUUUGCCAAAAUAGUUUUAUCUCAUAACCCUGCUCAGGGGCAGCGGAAACUGGCAGAGAUCCAUUCCUGUGUAAACUCACACUCAGAGUGGGGCACAGAGAUCAGAGCAGGACCCAGAGGGGCUGGAGCAGCUGCUUUGGGGCCCGGGAAGAAGCUGUGGAGCAGAGAGUAGGAUUUGGAGGGGGCUGGAGCAGCUGUCGUGGGGACUGGGACUGGGACUGGGCUGGGACGAAGGGCAUGGGAUCCAAAGGAGCUGGAGCAGGUACCUUGGCACUUGGGAUCAGUCCAGGGAGGAACCCCCAGGAUUCUCCUGCCCAUCCUGGAUCAUCUCCUCCCCUGCCCUGCUGAAUCUCACUACCUCUCCUCACUCUCCCUUCUGUCCAUGCAACCCCUUUUGUGGGCAGUUAUUUCAGUAUAAGGUAACUUUACCAGUAUAACCCUUUCCUGUUUAUAGGACUCUGCAGUGCAAAAGGCUGAGAAUCUAUUCCACUCCAUCUAGUCAUAACGGAGCUGUGUAGGUAGUCACAGUAUUUCUCCCUGCCUCAUAUCACUGCAUUACCCUAGACCCAUUGCUAGAUUUAAUGUUUUAUAAGAAGACACUUGUCUCAUUACCACCUACUGUCUAUGAUUUUUUCCUAGGUUCUCAUGUACCUUGUGAUGCAUAUCACUGCAGAGUUGACUUAUAAGAGCUGCUGUGACUGCACAUUGGUCACCAGUCACAGUUGAGGAAGGACUUGAGGCACACGCAAAACCGUAACCAAUCAGCACCUGAACCCUACAUAUCAAAGCAUUACUUUGAUGCUGAGACCACACUGCUCUGCAGAAGCUGGUCUACAUGCUUUCUCUGCACAAAGGUCUAAUGCUGAGUUUACAAAGGUACAGUGGAUUUGCUGUGGUUGUUUAAAGGUGAUUUUUUUCUAGUUUGCUCUGCAGUUCUUGGGCUUGUUCUGCAGAGCUUGGUCUGUACAGAUGGUUGCCAAAACACACAGGUUCAGGUAAACGAUUAUAAGCAGAGGUAAACUUUUCCCCUCAAUAUUUAUUGACUAUGGAUAAUGAUUUCUGUUAUGCAGAGGGCCAGUGCAGGACCUACACACCACUUAAAUCCUCAAAUUAGGUUAAGAGACUGGAGUGUUGUCCUGGUUUUGUGCUUUUUGCACACAAAUGGAUUUCUCCCUAUGAGCUCAUUGGCAUUUUGAUAUAGCGUUAAAGCUCAUCUUCAUUGUCAGCUUGAACUAGGUGAAUAUAGUUGGCAAUCCAGUGCCCAGAAAAAGAAGGAGAAUUGUUUUGCAAAAAUUUCUCAUAUUUCAUCAAAUGCAUUUUUUGUGCUAAAUUUCUGAUCAGCUGUGAAACUGGCUGGAAAACAGAGGGUUUGUUUUUUUUUCCCUUUCCAAAUACUUUAUACACGUUUUUCAUUCAAAUAAAUAAAAAUGUUUUGGAGAAAUU
Gopherus flavomarginatus (Mexican gopher tortoise) is the source of this 3184-nucleotide messenger RNA. RefSeq names its product Fc mu receptor (gene FCMR). Lineage: Eukaryota; Metazoa; Chordata; Testudines; Testudinidae. Gene Ontology annotation, cellular component: plasma membrane. The record is from RefSeq and is a predicted model, not a curated record. The transcript has 7 exons. Gene Ontology annotation, molecular function: transmembrane signaling receptor activity. Bases 133 to 1137 code for a protein of 334 amino acids.